This is a messenger RNA of Pieris rapae (cabbage white), 1065 nucleotides long. RefSeq lists its product as uncharacterized. Lineage: Eukaryota; Metazoa; Arthropoda; Insecta; Lepidoptera; Pieridae. The coding region runs from base 1 to 1065 and encodes 354 amino acids. The transcript is spliced from 4 exons. The record is from RefSeq and is a predicted model, not a curated record.
AUGUUUAAUUUUAACAACAAUUUUUCAAUAAAAUUGCUUUUGGGAUUUCGCCUUCUUUUAGGACAGUAUUGUGAAUUUAAAACUAGUAAAAUAAUUCGAGUGCUUCUUAUGUUCUAUUGCUUUGUAUUUCAUAUUCUUAUGUGUUUAGUGAUACAUACGUACUAUGAUUCAAUUAAACUCAUAGAACUUCUAUUGUAUAUAAAAUUAUUGAAAAUAUUAGUGCCGGUAAAAGUUAUCACGAAUUUAUGUUUGUCGCUAUUCUAUAAAGAAAAAUAUUUUCUUAUAUUUUGUAAGAACCUCGAAACUAUUGAUAUGUUUUUGAAAUAUAAUAAGAAAUGUGAUGCUUGCAUAACUAUUGGUAUAUUUAGUGUAAUUAUUUUUGGUCAAUUGAUUUUUGAAAUUGUAAUUUUCUACCCCAGGGAUAUCAUUUAUGGGUUAGAAAAAUUUGUAGAUCUAGUUCUUUUUCUAAAUCUAAUAAUACCGUAUUUAAUAUAUGAAAUGUAUUGGCAAAGGAUGAAAUAUUUACGUUUGUUUCUUCAAAGCAAGUGCGUCCUAAGUGACGAUGUUAAUAUAAAAAUAUUUCAUUUAAAGAAGUUUGUACAAAUUUACAAACAUCUUUUAGAUCAAGUUGGUAAAGCCAACAGAGCUAUAAAAGUCAAGAUGUUUUUUGAUAUAAUAUUUAGUUUCCUAAAAGGACUAAUAGAUAUUUCCGUCGGGAUUAAAUACUUAAUUCAAUUGGACUCAUAUCAACAUUUUCACAUCGUUACUUUGAUACUAUUACCUAUUUUGAAUUUAAGUUUUUAUUUAAAUGGAGUAAUUUUCUUAGAUUUGGUUUAUGAUGAAUACGAGAAUAUUAAAGCAAGCUUAGUUAUGGAGCAAGUAAAGUGUGAAGAUAAUAAACUUCACGAAGAGAUCGUAAUAGCUUUGGAGUACCUGGAAAUUCGCCCACCAAGAUAUUCAGUAUGGAGAAUUUUCCCCUUGAACUUCAACCUUAUAACAGCAUUUGUUAAUAAUUCUGUUACUUAUAUAGUUGUCCUGCUUUCGUUUAAAUUCUCUUCAAAAUAA